Adineta steineri is the source of this 432-nucleotide messenger RNA. The record is from the annotation of a GenBank genome assembly. NCBI's taxonomy places the organism in Eukaryota, Metazoa, Rotifera, Eurotatoria, Adinetida, Adinetidae.
AUGUCACUCUCAAAAUUGGAAUCACUUCCUAGCGAAAUCUUACUUGAUCUUUUCGAGAAAUACAUUGAUGGAAUCGAUAUUUUCGUUGCUUUUUUUCAUCAACUUGGCAGUCGAUUCGAUGCAUUUUUGAGUCAAUGUCAACAACUUUAUUUUAAUUUUAUUGGUUGCCGAUUAGAUAAUUUUCGUUUUUGUAUUCAUCUUCUUCCGAAUUAUCUCGAUAAAAUAACAGGAUUAGCUUUGUCUGAGCGUGGUGCACCUGGCCAAAUUAAUAUGUUCUUGAAAUAUUUCCCAUCAUUUACACUUUUCAAACAACUUCGUUCACUUUAUAUACAUUGCAGUGGAGGAUAUAUUCAUUCAAAUCAUGUAGAAAAUGCUAUUCUCUCAUUGGUUGAUACGAAUAUCGAAGUUUUAUCAAUUAAAAUGAUAAAAUGA